Molecule: messenger RNA, 2167 nt
Organism: Nymphaea colorata (pocket water lily)
Lineage: Eukaryota; Viridiplantae; Streptophyta; Magnoliopsida; Nymphaeales; Nymphaeaceae
Product: cytochrome P450 94B3-like
Exons: 2
Coding region: 297-1946 (549 amino acids)
Molecular function (GO): iron ion binding; monooxygenase activity; oxidoreductase activity, acting on paired donors, with incorporation or reduction of molecular oxygen
Source: RefSeq, a predicted model, not a curated record
UUUCGAGAGAAUUCUGGCAUCUUACUAUAUGUGUGGGAACCUUUUGGAACCUCCCCUAUUGUUGGCAUCUGCUUCUUACGACAAGUAGUACAUGCUUGGCCUUGCAGAUCAGGUUGAGUUGCUGAAAGCUUUCAUUAGAAUUCAGGUUUUACGUUAAGAAACACUGAAUCCUCUUCGAUACUUAAAGGCAAGAGAUUUGGCUUUUGAUUGGGAGGACUUUUCUAAGCCGAAAAACCUGAGCAAGAGCAAAACCUUGAUGCCCAACAUACUGAUCACGAUCCUCAAGAGCGGAAGCGAUGAGCUGGGAAGGCAUGCUCUCCAUCUUCUUUCUGCCCAUCAUCCUUCUGCUCCUCUCUCUCCUCCUCCUCUUCUUCGUUUUCCAUGGACGCAGGGACAGUUCAAUGGCGGCAACCAGAACGCCUUGCCCCGCUUCAUAUCCAAUAAUUGGCAACCUCAUCGCUUUCUUGAGAAACCACAACCGCUUUCUCGAAUGGGCAACCGAAAUGAUCUCCGACACUCCUUCUGGCACCAUCAAAGUUCAUCUCUUUUUGAGGAAUUACGGCGUCUGCACCGCGAAUCCAGCCAACGUUGAGCACCUCCUGAAAACCAACUUCCGUAACUACGUCAAAGGCCAGAGGUUUGGUGGUGUACUUGGAGACUUACUUGGCAAUGGCAUCUUUAAUGUAGAUGGUCAGCUCUGGAGCAAGCAGAGGAAGACUGCGAGCUGCGAAUUCAGCACCAAAUCCUUGAAGAACUUUGUGAUGGAGAUAGUGCAGUGGGAGAUCACCAACCGCCUCAUGCCCCUUCUGUUGGACGCAAGCGACAGAGAUGCAACCAUAGAUCUCCAGGAUGUCCUCCACAAAUUUGGGUUUGAUAACAUCUGUAAUCUCGCCUUUGGGUAUGAUCCUGAAUGCUUAGUGGCCGGAAAACCGAUGCCCACAUUUGCCCGGGCAUUUGAUCAGGCCACCAAGAUCUGUACAGACAGGUUUUACGCCCCUAUUCAAUUUCUUUGGAAGAUCAAGAGAGUCCUGGGCGUCGGCUCUGAAAGGAAACUCAGUGAAGCAAUUCAAACGGUUGAUGAAUACGCCAUGAAGAUAAUAAUGUCCAGAAAGGAGGAGCUGCAGACGAACAAUGGGGUACUCUUCAAGCAAGACUUGCUAUCUAGAUUCAUGGCAGAUUCUAAAGCUCGGGAAUUUGAUGAACCAGAACUUGAAGAUGACCAAAAAUAUAAUUUAGUUUCACAUGAUGACCAGGAUCAGCGGCAGUGCAGCGACAAAUUCCUGAGGGAUAUUGUCAUAAGCUUCAUCUUAGCUGGUAAAGAUUCAACAUCUUCAGCAGUGACUUGGUUCUUUUGGCUGUUGUCAGUCAAUUCCAAAGCUGAGCGGAAGAUCUACAAUGAGGUGCUCCAGAUCGCUGAACAGCCAGAGUUUAAGAAUAGGACCUCAGGAUGGGCAGUCUUUCGUUACGAGGAAUUGAAAGACAUGCACUACCUUCAUGCUGCUCUUUCGGAGGCCCUUCGACUGUUCCCACCAGUCCCAAUCGACUCCCGACUCGCUGUAAGUGAAGAUGUUCUGCCAGAUGGUACAUACGUUGGUGCUGGAUGGUUUGCUGAUUACUCUGCCUACGCAAUGGGCAGAUCAAAGGAGUUGUGGGGAGCAAAUUGCCAUGAAUUUGUGCCAGAAAGAUGGUUAGACAAUGGCAAAUUUGUGCCUGAAAAUCAGUUCAAGUUUCCGGUUUUUCAUGCUGGGCCACGAACCUGCUUAGGGAAAGAUAUGGCUUAUAUUCAGAUGAAAUCACUGGUUGCGUCUAUUCUCUACAGCUUUGAGAUUCACGUGGCGAAUGGUGGCCCAAACCCACCCCCAUACACCCUCGCCCUUACCAUGAAGAUGAAAGAAGGAUUAACAGUCAGAGUGAAGAGAAGGCGCACACUUACUUCCAGGGAUUAGGAGCACGCAUUUAGCUAUAAUUGCAAGAUAGAAAGAACAUCGUUUUGUACAAGUGUCUGUAGAAUGAGGAAGACGUUAUUUCAUAUGGCUAAAAGAAAUUGUCGCGUCGUCUUAGCUAUAAUUACAAUACGAAGGCGAGUCAAUUGUUUCUGCAAGUAACUGUAAUAUGUGGCAUCAUGAUGCUACUGUGUAUGGCUAAAUAAACCUGCAUAAUUUCAUGA